This is a messenger RNA of Babesia sp. Xinjiang, 2007 nucleotides long. RefSeq lists its product as uncharacterized. Gene Ontology annotation, biological process: DNA replication; DNA replication initiation. Gene Ontology annotation, molecular function: DNA replication origin binding; single-stranded DNA binding. Bases 1 to 2007 code for a protein of 668 amino acids. The transcript is spliced from 9 exons. NCBI's taxonomy places the organism in Eukaryota, Apicomplexa, Aconoidasida, Piroplasmida, Babesiidae. The record is from RefSeq and is a predicted model, not a curated record. Gene Ontology annotation, cellular component: nucleus; replication fork protection complex.
AUGAGGAGGUGGGUCAAGAGCCGAAAUGAGAUGGGUGCUAUAUUUGGUGAUAACACUACCGCAUUUGCAUAUAUUGAUGCACUGAUUAAUUCAAAAGACACCGAACAGUGCCGAAAUAACCUUAAGCUGGCACCCAAUGUUGAUAUGGCGGUAAUAUCUACGGUCAUCUCGGUUAACACAUUCACAAAAAACGGUAACACGGUGACCAUCUGGAUGUGCUCAGAUCUUAGAGACACAUCAUUCAAGGUUGUAAUAUACGGAGAUAUGCCAAAGGAACUGGAAAGUGUCUCACAGAGUAGCGUAGUUGCAGUACUCAAUCCAGACUUGACAGGAUAUUCAAAGGAUAACCUUAGAAGUAUAUCAAUCAAACAGUGUGAUAACGUUCUGCUAAUCGGGGAGGUUGACGGUGUACAGAUAUGUAGAGGCGUCACCACCAACGGGACCAGGUGUAAAAAUGUGGUCUACAAGCACCACCAUGGGGACUUCUGUAAGUACCACUUAAAAAGUGCUUUCGCAACUUCUAAAACCGCUACAAUGCCCAAUAAACCUAAAACUGAGGAUAUUAUGAAACAUGUACAUGGCACAAUAGAAGAACACAAAAUGCAAGUGGUUACAAACAACAUCACCCUCAAACCAUCAGAACCAACUGACCCGAAAAAAAUAAUGUCGAAACUUGGUGGAUUGGGUAGUCUUUUGAACAGAGUGGCCGAAAGUAGAACUAAAAAUAUCCAAGUAUUACAAACAAACCAACCGGUGAAGGUAACUGUUACGGACAGGAGCAGAGAUUUCGAGAAUGCAGUAGCAAACUUGAAAAAUAUUAUACAACCGGAUCACAAGAAUAAUAAAAGGGUCCUAGGGCUACUACAACUUAUCGCAAAAUAUAUCAACCACGUAGACAAGGAAUGCAUUAAAAGGACUGGGAUAUUUAAGAUGUGCAUCUCGUUGUUGGACCACCCGGUCGAAGUAAUCGCAAUAGAAAGUCUCAAACUUAGAAGGGCAAUCAAGAGGUUCAUGCAGACGCCUGAAAAGGACAACUCAACGCCUACAUUUGUUGUCGGCCAAAAGAGAGAAGAGACAAGAAAAACAAUCGCUAAUAAAUCAACUGCUAAAGAUCUAGAAACUAUUAUCUCAGCAACAUCGGAUGUAGACGCAUAUGUCCAUAAGGAAAAUAUUGAAACUACAAAGAGGAAACUUGAAGCUCUAGAACGCAUGGACAAAGCAAACGAAUUCAAACGUACAGUCACAGAAAUCGAGAUUGUCGCCUCCUAUUGCCAUGACUGCAAUGCGUGGACCGAAAAACCAAAUCCCGUAUGCAAAGAAGAAAGGCAUAGAUGUUCUGCUAAAAAGUGUAAAAUGGCAUAUCAUAUGAAUGGUAACGUGAAGGCGUUCAAUGAGGCAAUGCGUGCCUGCAUUGCCAACAAAGAAUUUGACGGUAUCUCUCCCGAUGAAGCUGCCGAUAAAUUUGUCACGCUGUUAGAGGAAAAUGGAAUCAGGUAUAUCGCUUCAGACUUUGAUGCCACAAUGAUAGCUGAACAUUCAGGAGGCUAUUGUGAAAUCCAAGCCGACAGAGAUGUCCUAUCAUCAGUAACGGAACAUUUCAAGGCGGUAGCGAGGCGUCUGAAGAAAAGCUCUAUUGACCUAGUUAUUGUCACAUUCUCUGAUGAUUGGCAUUUUAAGAACCAUCCAUCGUAUAUCAGCGGGCCAAGGAUGGUAAACAAAGCCCUUGAGUUCAGUAACUGUGAUGCUGAUAUCAAGAAAGUCUAUGACUUCUACCCCAGUUUAUGGAAGAAUCCAACGCAAUAUAAGAUUCUAGGACUCAAGGCACCCAUGCCGAUGCAUAAAGAAUACCAUCUCAGAAGCAUAUGCUCGGAUUUCAACGUCAAUUUGAAUGAAAUUAUACUCAUUGACGAUGAUCUAGACAAUUGUACAAACGCCAAAAAAAUUGGAGCUGCUGUACUACACGUAACGAAACAGGGGUUCAACCUAUCUGAAGUUGCAUUAAUUUGA